AUGUCGGCGGAGCCCAAAAAACGACGAUUAGACGAUGAAAAUGUGAGUUUUCUUUAGUAAUUUUCAAUUAAAAUUGAUGGUUUCAGGUUUCCCUUGAAGAAAAUAAUGCAGAAACAACCGGUUGGUUCGAUAUUUCAUAUGAAAUGAGGAAAAUUCUGAUCGAUGAAAUGGAUGUUGAAACUCGAAGCGAAAGUUUGAAUAUUGCAAUUCGACAGAGAAUUUCGGCGGAAAAAAAUGUAGGUUUUUUGCGAGACUUGUACAAAAAACAACUUCAUUAA
Messenger RNA from Caenorhabditis angaria, 278 nucleotides. NCBI's taxonomy places the organism in Eukaryota, Metazoa, Nematoda, Chromadorea, Rhabditida, Rhabditidae. The record is from the annotation of a GenBank genome assembly.